AUGGUCAGCGAGCUCCGGCGGGAAUUGGAGGGCUUGAGGGUGGAGUUAUUGGCCACGCUUGAGGAAAGAAAGACGGCGGUUGAUCAGACUCAUGUGGACUCUAUCAUCCAGCAACACCAGAUCGAUCUCUUGACCACCUGGAGUCAGAUCCGGGCCUUGGAGAGCCGGGUCUUCGAGGAAGAAUCCCACUCCCUUGGGAUGUUGAACCGAGUUGAGAACCUUCAGGAUGAGCUCAGAGGGGCCAAGGAAGCGCUCAGACAGAGGAAAAACACUCCCCUGACCGACUCUCCAAACCCGGCGAUCCCAUCAUCAUCAUCAUUUGCCGUCCCACAAGCCACAGUCGGUUCCUCAUCAGAGACUUGCCCGCAGUCGACGAGCAAGAAGACCAACUUCUUGAAGAUGAUUGACGAGAGUAACCUGUCUGAACAGACUAAACAGACCCGAACUAAGAGCCUGAACCUGCUCAAGACGCAGAUGGAGAACGAUCUGGGUCUCUUGAACCUUUCCUCGAACGCCCUCUCUCAUCAUCCUCCGGAUCCUUCCAAUGCCCACUCACUCAAAAACUGGUAG
Molecule: messenger RNA, 570 nt
Organism: Puccinia graminis f. sp. tritici CRL 75-36-700-3
Lineage: Eukaryota; Fungi; Basidiomycota; Pucciniomycetes; Pucciniales; Pucciniaceae
Exons: 1
Coding region: 1-570 (189 amino acids)
Source: RefSeq, a predicted model, not a curated record